Molecule: messenger RNA, 1477 nt
Organism: Ceutorhynchus assimilis (cabbage seed weevil)
Lineage: Eukaryota; Metazoa; Arthropoda; Insecta; Coleoptera; Curculionidae
Source: the annotation of a GenBank genome assembly
AUUGUUAUAUUUUUCAUUGAUGAUGCCAAAACUCCUUUCUUUCAUUGAAUUUUAAUUUAAUUCAUUCAUCGUCUGAUUACAAAAUUGCUACACAAUUUUUGUAAAAUUGGCCUCUUUUCAGUGAUUUCCCAAUAGAAAAGAUCAUACAAAAAUGAGUGUCGAAGAGGAAGUAAUGAGAAUUCAGAAAAAACUGAGCAAAAUGACGUCGGAGGAUGGAAGUGGACAAGAACAAGCCCUUGACCUACUAAAAGAACUCCAAAACCUGAAAAUAAACCUGGACGUAUUAACGAAAACGCGCAUCGGAAUGACAGUGAACGCCCUCAGAAAAUCCAGCAGAGACGACGAAGUCAUCACCCUGGCCAAGACCCUAAUCAAAAACUGGAAGAAAUUUUUGACUAGUUCAGAUAGCAAAUCGUCCGGUGGCUCGUCCGACAAUAACAAGGAGAGCAGCAAAAAAGAGGAAAAACGAAAAGAAGAAAAACCCAAAAAAGAAGAAAAAGAAAAAGACAAAAAGCUACAAAGCUCGUUUCCUGCUAGCACUAUUACCACUGACUCUGUGAGAUUAAAAUGUAGAGACAUGCUGGCGGCCGCCAUCAGAACCGAUUCGAAAGAUGAAGAUUUCGAAGGUUUCCCGUCACCGGACGAAUUAGCCGAAGAACUAGAAGAGGCCAUCUUUAUGGAAUUCAAAAACACAGACAUGAAGUACAAAAACAAGGUCCGGUCCAGGAUUUCCAACUUGAAAGAUCCGAAAAACCCCACGCUAAGGGCUAGCUUUAGAGAGGGCGCUAUCAGUGCUCAGAGGUUGGCCAAAAUGACCGCUGAAGAGAUGGCUAAUGACGAAGUCAAACAACUUAUGGAGAGGUUUAAGAAGGAGACUAUUGAUGAUGCGCAAUUGGCCAUUGCUCAAGGUACAAAAACUGAUAUGCUGAAAUGCGGCAAAUGCAAGCAACGUAACUGUACAUACAAUCAACUGCAAACGAGAUCUGCCGACGAACCGAUGACUACUUUUGUGCUCUGUAACGAGUGCGGUAACAGAUGGAAGUUUUGUUAGGCACUUGAUUUGUCAAGUAUUGAUUUUUUUUUUUUUUUCAAAUUGUGACUCUUUUUUUUUUGUCUUAAUUGUAUAAUUUUUAGCUUUUGCACUGGUUCUAAAGCCACUUAGUUGUCUCAACAGCUGCUGAGAAACAAUCUAAACUAGUGUUUUUUUUUUAGUUAAAUACAUAUUUCACUUUUUUUGUAGAUAAUGUAUUACUUAAAGCAAUUAUUAUUAUAACUUUAUACAUAGCAAUUUAAAAUUGUAUUGCAUUAAUUACCUCCUCUUAAUUGUUUUAAAUUUGACUUUUUAAAGGAAAGGUUCUCUUCUCACAUAUUUCUUUUUUGUGAAGUGAAAUAAUAUGUAAGUUGUUUUAGUUUACGAUGUUUGGAUCGUGAAAAAUAUGUAUGAAUAUGUGCGAAAUAAAAAAUGUACCCUACAGAA